GCGGCGAGCGAGCUGCUGGUAAAGCCGAGGGGUGGUCACCCCCAACCCCGAUUCAGCCCGGCUCGCCGCGAAAUUUCGGAAGAUGCGUGCCAUCGGCGGACCGUCCGAUCCGUCAGAAGAACGAGGCGCUCGGGCCCCGACGGGAACGUCGCAGGACGUCGUCCAAGUGCGCGCGCGGACAGCCACUUUUUUUUAAUUUUUUUCCACCCUCUCGAGUGAAGCCUGCUGGUGCACCUGCUGGAUAGGACAGGAAGCGGGAUAUGAGCUACACCGAACCGCUGUGGGAGAUCAAUGGGAAUCAAGCACCAGUAAUCGCGGCGGAGAUGUCGCAGUACGUCGGCGGUGAGAUCGGCAGCUACCCGAUGUGGGACGGUUCCGUUUUGUACCAGGCACAGCCGCCUACUCAUCCGCACGUGAACGAGCACGGAUUGUAUCGGCAACCCUGCGCGUUGUUGCACCAGAGUCGUUACACGCCGAACGGUCGCUCGCCGAACCUGCCGUCGUCGACGACGAAGAAGCCGAGGCGUCGAGUGGCGACGGUGUCCCAGAGGAGAGCCGCGAAUAUCCGGGAGAGGCGCAGGAUGUUCAAUCUGAACGAAGCCUUCGAUAAACUGCGCAGAAAGGUGCCCACGUUUGCUUACGAGAAGCGGCUGUCGAGAAUUGAGACGCUGCGCUUGGCAAUCACGUACAUCGCUUUCAUGGGCGAGUUGCUUGGCAUUGAGCCGGGCAGCCCGAAACAGGAGUACAUACCGCGAGAGUACUACCUGCCGAAUUAAAUCUCCCUCUUCUACGUUCUCUUCAACUACGACGAGUCAAGCGACGCCGAGGCUCGACGUGGACGCGCGACUAGAUCGCACGUGCUGUCUUCUUCAACGGAAUGGGCACGCCUUGUCAGUCACGUUUCCGAUCCGGCGAAACUGAUGAUCAAUAAAAGUCUUCCAUUAUUGAUUAGUAUCGUUAGUGGUUAAGUGACGAAGCGCAAUUUUUAACGCAUGUUCGUAUGUGAUACUCGUUCUUCCGUAACGCUACUGGAUCCUCCCAUCGAGCGCGGUCGUAGAUCCUUUCGCUACUGCCCAUCUCUUCGCAUUUUUCGGAAAUUAAAGCUGCCCCGCGAGGAAAAGGGGAAAUGUAAAAAUAUAAUUCUCUUCAGACGCGAUGAUAACAUUUCUCGGCUCUUCCCUAUUUCGGUCGUAUCGAAAGGAUCGAAAAUCUGUCGAUCUGAUCUUCUAGUCGUGCAUUACGUGACCAACGAUCUCACAACGCUUCAUCAUCGCGCUUAUGGCGGAUCUUUUGCGAUUAGAGAAGCCGACUAUGCCGACAAUUAUUAAGCGACAAUAUCAGAUUAAACUUCUCUGUCUUCCACUAUUCGUAAUGUAUUGUAUACCGUAAAAUGACGCUGGAACGAUAUUUGCAGCGGAGUAACAAAAUCGUCAUCUUGAACUUUUGCGUGGGGCAAAUUAAUCCGCGGAAGCGUGUAAUAUGUCGUAAGUUAACUUUUCCCGAUGUCGAGCGAAACUCAUUCGUCUUUCGUUGGUCGCAAAGUCACCCUCGCAGUGUGACACAGAAAAGUUGUGUCUUACUCUGCCGCAAAUAUUCUUCGAUUUUGACAAAAGUGAUGGCCGAAUGUUGCCGAUUAUUGCGUGGAAAUAAAUUGGGUGUAGUGUAAAAAUAAGUUACAAUAAAGUUUAAUAAUAAUAAUAAUAAUAAUACCACCCGACAAUUAUCUCGCAGCGACAACCGUAAAAACGGCAAGAAGAAUUUCAAGUAACAAUUAUCAAAGCUUCCUUCCUUCACGGAAACAUCAGAGCAAGCAAAUGAGAGGAAUGCUUGGUGAAGUUUUUUCGAUCGAUGAGGCACACAAAGAAUCGAUUGUAAAAAUCUUCAUAAGUUAAUUCACCCACCUUUAUGCAU
Messenger RNA from Harpegnathos saltator (Jerdon's jumping ant), 1911 nucleotides. RefSeq names its product 48 related 3. Lineage: Eukaryota; Metazoa; Arthropoda; Insecta; Hymenoptera; Formicidae. Gene Ontology annotation, biological process: regulation of transcription by RNA polymerase II; developmental process. Gene Ontology annotation, molecular function: protein dimerization activity; DNA-binding transcription factor activity, RNA polymerase II-specific; RNA polymerase II transcription regulatory region sequence-specific DNA binding. Bases 261 to 776 code for a protein of 171 amino acids. The transcript has 4 exons. The record is from RefSeq and is a predicted model, not a curated record.